Messenger RNA from Cryptosporidium muris RN66, 948 nucleotides. Its product is annotated as Mov34/MPN/PAD-1 family proteasome regulatory subunit, putative. Gene Ontology annotation, cellular component: proteasome regulatory particle, lid subcomplex. Bases 1 to 948 code for a protein of 315 amino acids. Gene Ontology annotation, molecular function: protein binding; proteasome binding; metallopeptidase activity. The transcript has a single exon. Lineage: Eukaryota; Apicomplexa; Conoidasida; Eucoccidiorida; Cryptosporidiidae. The record is from RefSeq and is a predicted model, not a curated record. Gene Ontology annotation, biological process: proteasome-mediated ubiquitin-dependent protein catabolic process; protein deubiquitination.
AUGUCAGGAUUCCCUGCAAAUAUACGUAGUAUGUUGGGAAGCUUACAUGGGUUUGGUGGUUUGAUGCCUCAAGAUCCCGAUUCUCCGAUUCCAGAUACAUCAGAACAAGUUUACAUUUCAUCUUUGGCUCUACUUAAAAUGUUAAAGCAUGGAAGGGCAGGGGUUCCUAUGGAAGUUAUGGGAUUAUUAUUAGGUGAAUUUAUAGAUGAUUAUACAGUACGAGUUGUUGAUGUAUUCUCUAUGCCACAAUCAGGCAACAGUGUUAGUGUAGAAGCAGUUGAUCCUGUAUACCAGACUGAUAUGUUAGAGAUGCUAAAGCGUGUAGGUAGAUCUGAACUAGUUGUAGGAUGGUACCACUCACAUCCUGGCUUUGGAUGUUGGUUUUCAGGUACAGAUGUAAGUACACAGCAGAGUUUUGAGCAAUUGAACUCUCGAGCAGUAGGUAUUGUUGUAGAUCCUAUUCAGUCUGUUAAGGGAAAAGUGGUUAUUGAUUGUUUUCGUUUAAUUAGUCCUCAAUCUGUUAUAGCAGGUCAGGAACCACGUCAAACCACAUCAAAUAUUGGUCAUUUACAGAAACCGUCAAUUACAGCUCUUGUACAUGGGCUUAACAGAAACUAUUAUUCUAUAGCAAUAAGCUAUCGUAAAAAUCAACUAGAACAGAAAAUGUUACUUAACUUACAUAAACCUAGUUGGUCUGUUCCACUAUGUUGUAUUGAUCAGGAAAGUUUAAAUAAAGACUCAUCAAGUAUAAUGAGGCGUAUUGCUGAGACUAGCAAACAUUACCAUUCUUCUGUUUUACAAGAACUAAACAAAACGUCUCAAGAACUUGAAUUGGAAAAUGUAGGUAAAAUAGAUCCUAAGAAGAGAUUAGAUACAGAUGUAGAGACUUUACUUACUGAAAAUAUUCUACAGUUAUUACGUUCAAAUGUAGCUUCUGUAGCAUUCUAA